Rotaria sp. Silwood2 is the source of this 1284-nucleotide messenger RNA. The record is from the annotation of a GenBank genome assembly. Lineage: Eukaryota; Metazoa; Rotifera; Eurotatoria; Philodinida; Philodinidae.
AUGCCUAGUGAAAUUAUUACAUUACAACUUGGACAAUGUGGCAAUCAGAUUGGUAUGGAGUUUUGGAAACAACUAUGUGCUGAACAUGGAAUCAGUCCUGAAGGCAAACUGGAACCAUUUGCAACAGAAGGUUCUGAUAGAAAAGAUGUCUUUUUCUAUCAGGCUGAUGAUCAACAUUACAUUCCACGUGCUGUUUUACUUGAUCUUGAACCUCGUGUUAUUGAUGGUAUUUUGAAAUCACCAUAUAAACAUUUAUAUAAUCCUGAGAAUGUUUAUAUUUCAAAAGAUGGUGGAGGCGCUGGUAAUAAUUGGGCGCAAGGUUAUCAUCAAGGCGAUAAAUUAUCUGAAGAAAUUUUUGAUAUUAUUGAUCGAGAAGCUGAUAAUGGCGAUUCUCUUGAAGGCUUUGUACUUUGUCAUUCAAUAGCUGGUGGUACUGGCUCAGGAAUGGGUAAUGUUGUCGUUCAACCAUAUAAUUCAAUUUUGACACUCAAACGUUUAACUGAAAAUGCUGACUGUACUGUUGUCUUAGAUAAUACAGCAUUAAAUCGUAUUGCAACAGAACGUCUUAAAAAGACAACGCCAACAUUUGCCGAACUUAAUCAACUAGUAUCAACUAUUAUGUCUGGUAGUACAUCCACACUUCGUUAUCCAGGUUAUAUGAAUAAUGAUUUAAUUAGUCUUAUAUCAUCACUCAUUCCUACGCCUCGUUUACAUUUUCUUAUUUCGGCUUAUACACCACUAACAUCUGAUAAUACAGAAUCUGAAGUACGUAAAACAACUGUUCUCGAUGUAAUGCGUCGUUUAUUACAACCGAAAAAUGUUAUGGUUACAACUGCAUCUCGUGAUAAAAAUAUAACUCAUUGUUAUGUUUCAAUAUUGAAUAUAAUUCAAGGUGAAGUUGAUCCAUCCGAGGUUCAUAAAAGUCUAAUGCGUAUUCGUGAACGAAAAUUAGCAGAAUUUAUUCCAUGGGGUCCAGCGUCAAUACAAGUAGCUUUAUCAAAGAAAUCACCAUAUGUUACGACACAACAUCGUGUUAGUGGAUUAAUGCUUGCUAAUCAUACAGGCAUAUCAUCAUUAUUUGACCGAAUAUGUGAACAUUAUGAUAAAUUAAUAAAACGUGAAGCAUUCGUAGAAAAUUUUCGUCGAUUACCAAUGUUUAAAGAGAAUCUCGAUGAAUUUACUGAUUCACGUGAAGCUGUACAAGGACUUAUGGAUGAAUAUCGUGCAGCAACAAGAAAAGAUUAUAUUAAUUUUGGUAAUUCAGAAACUACUCAAGUUGAAUAA